Molecule: messenger RNA, 898 nt
Organism: Eublepharis macularius
Lineage: Eukaryota; Metazoa; Chordata; Lepidosauria; Squamata; Eublepharidae
Product: vitelline membrane outer layer protein 1-like
Exons: 4
Coding region: 206-790 (194 amino acids)
Source: RefSeq, a predicted model, not a curated record
GGAGAGAGGUGAGAUAACAAAACAAACAGUUACAGAGCAAGUUUGAUAUUUCCCUGCCCACACUCACAUUUCAUGCUCUGCUGGCUUUAGGACUUGACCGCUGUUCCUGGUUGGCAGUGCUAGACCUGGAAAGAAACCCUGAAUUCUUGUGGCAGCUGUUCUUCAACCACAGUUCCACCACUUGAGUGAAACAGGACUGCGUGUGAUGGCCCCUUCCUCAAGCACUGUGCUCUUCAUAAUCUUGUUCUGCUGCUUCAGGGAUACAGCAGGCCAGUGCGCUCCUAAUUCUCCUGUUCCCGCUAUGAUACAUGUGUCAAAUGGUGGACCAUGGGGCUCCUGGGGAAAUGUAGAACAUUGUCCAACUGGUUAUCAUGCUGUCGGUUUCUCACUGAAGAUAGAGCCAUAUCAAGGAAGCGAUAAGAAGAACGAUGACUCGUCUCUGAACGGCAUCCGUCUGGUAUGCUCUGAUGGUACAUUAAUUUCAUCUACUGUUUCAAAGUGGGGUCCUUGGUCUGGGCGCUACAUUUGCCCAAGAGCUGGUAAAAUGGUGGCCUUCUCUUUGCGAGUGGAAUUACCCCAGGAUGGUGGUGAUGAUACUGCAGCCAACAACAUCCAAUUCCGCUGUGAAGAUGGGCAGGUGCUGGUCGGCAAGUCACAUGAAUGGGGUACCUUUGGCUCCUGGAGCGCAAGAUGCAAGAGUGGGAUCUGCGGGUUACAGACAAAGGUGGAGCCGGAUCAAGGGCACGGUGACGACACGGCACUUAACGAUGUGAAGUUCUACUGCUGUUAAUGGAAAUAGACCACUUCUUCCCUGUUAACAGCACAGCUGCCUGCUAGUGUUGCUGUGGGUUUGCUAAACAUGAAUGAUAUCUCCAGUUAAAUCUUGCCUUUAAACAGA